Messenger RNA from Leucoraja erinaceus (little skate), 7846 nucleotides. RefSeq names its product histone-lysine N-methyltransferase ASH1L-like. NCBI's taxonomy places the organism in Eukaryota, Metazoa, Chordata, Chondrichthyes, Rajiformes, Rajidae. Gene Ontology annotation, molecular function: protein binding; DNA binding; histone methyltransferase activity. The record is from RefSeq and is a predicted model, not a curated record. Gene Ontology annotation, cellular component: nucleus.
CCCGGCCCCGCCGCCAUUUUGUGUUUAUGUCUCUCCAUGGCGCACUCACUUUCAGCGCUUUAGUGUUAUUCUUCAAAGGAGAGGGCACAAGAGAUAAUUAAAAGGAGAGAGGGCGAGGAGAGGAAAAAAAACAACACCACGGGUCCCCCCCUAACUCCUCUCCACCUGUGCAACAAGCAGAACUAACGGUCUUUGUGUGUGUGUGAGUGUGCGUGUGUGUGUGGGAAUAUAUAUGUGUGAUUCAGAUUCAGAUUCAACUUUGUAAUUGUCAUUUUCAGUGUACAGUGCAUAGACAACGAAAUGCAGUAAGUGUGUGUGUGUGUGUAUAUGUGAUUCAGAUUCAACUUUGUAAUUGUCAUUUUCGGUGUACAGUGCAGAGACAACGAAAUGCUGUAAGUGUGUGUAUAUGUGUGUCAGAUUCAGAUCAGAUUCAGAUUCAACUUUGUAAUUGUCAUUUUCGGUGUACAGUGCAGAGACAACGAAAUGCUGUAAGUGUGUAUGUGUGUCAGAUUCAGAUCAGAUUCAGAUUCAACUUUGUAAUUGUCAUUUUCAGUGUACAGUACAUAGACAACGAAAUGCAGUAAGUGUGUGUGUGUGUGUAUAUGUGUGUCAGAUUCAGAUUCAGAUUCAACUUUAAUUGUCAUUGUCAGUGUACAGUGCAGAGUCAACGAAAUGCAGUAAGUGUGUGUGUGAGUAUAUGUGUGUCAGAUUCAGAUUCAGAUCAGAUUCAACUUUAAUUGUCAUUUUCAGUGUACAGUACAUAGGCAACAAAAUGCAGUAAGUGUGUGUGUGUGUGUGUGUCAGAUUCAGAUUCAACUUUAAGUGUCAUUGUCAGUGUUACAGUACAGAGACAACAAAAUGCAGUGAAUGUGUGUGUGAGUGUGUCAGGUUCAGAUCAGAUUCAACUUUAAUUGCCAUUUGUCAGUGUACAGUACAGAGACAAAAUGCAGUAAGUGUGUGUGUGUGUGUGAGAGGGGAAAAAACGACCGAGAAUGCUGUUAUAAAAGGGAAAAGCAUUCGCUUUUCUUUCUUUUUUUCUUCCUCUCUUCUCCCUCCUCUCUCUCUCGUGUGCCAUGGCGGACUGUUGGAUUGAGUAAUGUGUUUGUGUGAGAGGGAAGAGCAACGUUUAACGAGCAGCACCUAUUGAAUUUCUACAGUACUGAAUGGUUAAGUUACUGGAUAAUAUCCAUGGGCCUGGACAUGAGUUUGAAUCCCACCACAGAAAAUGGAGAAUUGUAAAUUCAAUGACAGCAAUGCUGCGUUUCAUCUGGGAGCAAUAACCUGGCAGCUUGUGUAGUGUCAGUGCCUGCUACAGAAAGUAGCCAUCUGAACACACAGGUGCCUGUCUGUAGCCAUCCUUGCCCUGCUGGUAAGGAUUGGGCAAAUGGAACAAAGAAAUGCGUUGUUGGGGUCUAUGAACCCGCCGUUGGGCUUGGAUGCAGAGGGUAGCCCUGGCAAGAAUACCCCAUCGAGUUGCUACAGCAAAGCUGUUGGCAGGAGAGAGGAAGAGAUGGAGGGGACUGCCUUGGAUGAGGAAGAUGGUACGCAUUGGAAGCAGGAGGAGGGCAAAGUGGUCGACUUGAGGCAAGUGCUCGACCCGCCAAACUCGGACCAGCAGCAGUUCUCUGUCAAGGAGACAAACUUUACGGAGGGCAGCCUGAAGCUGAAAAUUGGGCUGCAGCCGAAGAGGACUAAAAAACCCCCGAAAAGCCUGGAGAAUUACGUUUGCCGGCCAGCCAUUAAAACCACCAUCAAGCACUCGCGGACGAAGGUAGCCAAGAGUGGGAAGAUCUCCGAGGAGAGGGAGGAAGACAGCGAGCAGAAGCGGCACGCACUGGGCUCCCUGAAGCUGCACGGCAAGAACGAGGAAAUGAAGGCGACGGAAUUGUCCGCAGAGGAGAGUCGCCACCCGCAGGCGGCGGCGGGGGCGGCAGGAGGAGGGGAGCCGAAGAGACCGCCGCCCCCUCCCCCCGCUCCCGCCCCCCCCCCCCACGCCCCCCCCUCCUCCCCCCCCCCUCCCCCCCCGGCUCUGGAGCAGACCGAGUGUAGCAAAGCCGCGGCGGGCAGCCGGAACGCCGACGCCAAGGAGCAGGCGAACGGCGAGGCGUCGUACGUGGAGAAAUCGGCCGUCCUGAAGUCGAACGCCUGCCCCGCGCCCAAGUUCUCCAGAACCAAGUUUCGGAAGCCGAUGUUUGGCAACGGGAUGGUGAUGAACAGAGAUCUGAUCCAGCUCAAAGCUGGUCUCGCUGCGGCCGCUGCUGCCGCUGCCGCCGCCGCCGCCGCCGCCGCCGCCGCCAGCUCGGUGAAGGAGCACUUGAGCCACCCAGGCUACACCGACCACAAGCACGUGAACCCGGCAGAGCUGGAAGGGAGGGACAGUAAAGCCUGCGGCAAGUCUGGUUUGACCCCGAUGACCAAGGAGGCCUCGGCAAGGCACGACUCCCCGGUGGGUGACGGGGCGCCGUGCAAGGGCGGGCUCCCGCCGCCGCGCCUGGAGCAGCAGCCCGCCGCGGACAAGGCAGAGCACGCCAUCCCCAAGCUCGACAAGCAGCCGUCGACAAAUUGCACUUCCGCCGACCACCGAACGGCGCCCAGCGCUGACAUCUACGGGAGGAGGUCGGCCGGUGCCGACGGGCCCGUCACCGCGCCCUCGCCAGCGGCCCCGGCACUCUCUCUGAACAGGAUCGCCGCUUUCCCCCCUCCCCUCCCCCCCCAGCCCGCCUGCGCCCAGGCGGAGGCCGAUAGGGUGUCGGGGACCCCCGACGCGGACCCCAAGCCGGCGGUGGCCAGCCAGCCCCUCCCCCUCCACUUCAGCUUCAAGCUCCACCCCCACACCUUCCGCACGGACUCGGCGCCCGCCAAGAGCGGCCUGCACCCGCCGCGCCUGCACAGCAUGAAGGCGUUCGCGCAGCUGGCCGAGAGGAGCCGGGACCUGCCCUGCUCCGCCGCGCACAAGAUGGACGUCGGCGCGGUGGCCAGCUUUAAAAGCCUCCUGAACAGCAAGCCCACCCUCAAGCCCAGCGUGCUGAAAAUGGCACACCAGCUGCAGAGAACCUACCACAGCUGCUCCCUCCCCAGCCCCCAGACCCUCCAGCCAAAGCUCGUCAACAAGAGGAAGGGGAAGAGCCCCCGCAUGAAAGUGGUGGCCGGCAGCACCGCCGGUGCGUUUGGCGAGCGUUUGGCUUCACCGGUAGCGACGCCGGGACUGCUGAAACCUGCCACCUACAGACCCGAGCAAAAAAUCCACCCUGACCACCCUCCGAUGAUGAGGAGCCCGGGGUUCCCAUCACUGUUCAGUGAGUCUAAAAUCAUCAAGGCCCGCCUGCCAAAGUUGACCAAGGCCUGCGUCUCCCCGCCUCUGCCUCAGAAGCCCGAGGGGCCGAGGCAUUUCCUAUCCCCCCAGGGCCACCACGAAGAGAGGGUCUCUAAAAAUAGUCUGCAAGACCCUCCGCUGUUAAGUGGGGUUUUAAACAUUCACAAGCCUAAAAAAGCCCGAGCCAAGCUCGACCCCAUGCCCCAACUGGAGCAGCCCCCACACAGGACAUUAAAGAUCCCCCCUUCCAAAGUGCUCUCCAUGAUGUCGAAGAACAAGGAGUUUGUCGGAGAGAAGGAGCCCCCGAUAUUGCAGCCGGAAACCCAGAUCGUGCCCGGCAAGGUGUUUGUCACCUCGCUGCCCGGCAAGCGCAGACGGGGGCGGCCGAAGAAGCAGCAGCUGACUAUGAUGGCGCCCGCCGCCGCCAAGCCCGUGGUUCCAGCCGCCGCUGACCGCGUGGGCGACCCGGAGGAGGAAGCCACGCACCACCGGGGCCUCGAACCGAGCGAGAUGAAGGCCAAGCCGACGGAAUACCCGCAGAAACCGACCACCGCCGGCGACGACUACCAAACGGCGGGCGAGGCGGACCCAAAAUCGUCCAAGAAGGGGAAGAGGCAACUGAUGAAAACGCUUCUGGAUAAGAAAUUCAUCAAAAAGAUCAACAAGAUGAAGACGCUGAAACGGAAAAAGCUCUUGAACCAAAUCCUCUUGAGUGCCGGCGGGUCCAGUGGUAAAGGGAAAGUGCAAUCGAAGAUGAGUAGUACCAUCUCCACCUUCACAGCCACCUUCGGCUCCAAGGUGGGGCAACAAAUCAACGUCAGCAAAAAAGGAACUAUUUACAUAGGAAAGAAAAGGGGCAGGAAGCCCAAGAUGUCGUUGGAUGGCCCGUACAUCAGUAGCAUGCUGUCGAUGGAUAGCAAGCCGUUGCCACCGGCAUUCACCACCACGCUAGGGCAGAUGCCGCCAAACUUCGCCCAGUCGGCAGUGCCGGAUGUGCUGCCGUCGCCGACCUACUCGCAGUCGUCGGGGGUGAGCGGGAGCCAGAGCCCGGCGAGCAGCGACGCGGGCUUCAUCGAGCCCACCCCGGUGCUGAACCUGCACCCGCACCCGCACGGCAGCAAGGGCAGCGGCGCCCCGCAGACCCUGGCCGGCCGCAAGGCCUCCAAGGGGCGGCGCAAGCUCUCGCCGCCGACGCUGCUGCCCAACUCGCCGUCCCACCUGUGCGAGCUGACGUCGCUGAAGGAGGCCACCCCCUCGCCCAUCAGCGAGUCGCACAGCGAGGAGACGGUCCCCAGCGACAGCGGCAUCGGCACGGACAACAACAGCACCUCGGACCGGGCCGAGAAGUUCUGCGGCCCCAGGAAGCGGCGGUACUCCUUCGACCACGUCCCGGUCACGCCGGCCGAGAGCGCCGCCGUCCUCUCCGGCCUGAAGGAGAAGCACAAGCACAAGUGCAAGCGCCGGGCCCACGACUACCUGAGCUACGACAAGCUAAAGCGGCAGAAGCGGAAGAGGAAGAAGAAAUACCUGCAGCUGCGGAACAAGCAGGACCCCAACUUCCUGGCGGAGUUGGAGGAGCUGAUCACCAGGCUGAGCGAGCUGAGAAUAACCCACAGAAGCCAUCACUACAUCCCCAGAGACAUCCUCCCUUCCAUCUUCCGCAUCAACUUUGGCAGCUUCUACACGCACCCGCCCUUCCCCUUCGACCCUAUGCACUAUGUCCGCAAGCCCGAACUGAAGAAGAAGAGGGGGCGCCCGCCGAAGAUGCGGGAAGCCAUGACUGAAGUCCCCUUUGUCCACGGCCUGAGUUUCCCCCUUGCCAAUGGAGGCUUCUUCCCCUCCUACAGUAUGCCUUACUCUCCGACUGCAGUCUCCGCCGGCCCGCUGGGUGUGGGCUAUUACGCCCGGUACCCUCCGACGCUGUACCCGCCUCCCCCUCCCCCGCCACCCCCCUCCCUGAGCGGCACCAUGCCCCCUCCCUCCUACAUGCAUGCCGGCCACCUGCUGCUCAACCCCAACAAGUACCACAAGAAGAAACACAGACUCCUGCGGCCGGAGGCCUUCCUGGCGGGCAGCCGGACCUCGCUGCUGUCCAUGGGCACCUACGCCAGCAUCCCGGCCGAGAUGGCCUACAGCUGGAUGCACGAGCACAAGCACAAGCACCGGCACAAGCACCGGGAGCACCGCUCGUCCGAGCAGGGCCCGCCGGGCUCGGCGGACGGCCUGGCGGUCGGCCCCUCGCUGCUGCGGCGCUACGCCUACGGGAAGGCGUCCGACGUGUCCGAGCGGCACAAACACAAGGACAAGCACCGCUGCCACAUGCCGUUCGCCCACCUGGCCUCGUCCAAGGGGCUGCUGGGCCGGGGGGACCAGUGGGCUCGGCGGGACUCCACCGAGCACGGCUCCAUCUCGGUGGGGCUGCAGACCCCGCUCCAGAUAGACUGCGCCGAGGGCUCAGCCGCCUCCUGCGUGGCCCGCUACCUGGCCGGCUCCGAGCCCAGCGUCGGCGACGAGCACACCAAUCUGUUUACAAGUGCAAUAGGAAGCUACAAGCCCAGCAAACCUUCCAGCGGAGCGGGCCGCAAGAAGAUGCCCGACGGCCCUGACCUUCUCGCCGCGCAGGAUAGUUUGCCCAGCAGGUUACUGAGGUGGGAGCGGCCCUCUCCCGGAGAAAGGACAGCCCUGACUGCAGCAGGCACGGGCUCGUCAUCGCGAGGUACGAAACUAGGAAGUCCAGUGGAGGAAGCUAUAGAGAACGUCAUCCAGCGGGUAACGCAAGAUGGCUCCCAGCGAAUGGCCAUAGAGAAGACCAUCGAAGAGGUCAUCGCCAGCGUGACGGUCACUCGCCCCGACAGCCCCCCCGCCCCCAGCUCGGGGAAAGGCUACAGCCCGAGCUGGCGGCUGGAAACGGCCCCCGCCCAGACCAGCGACUUCCCCCACGGCGGCGAGCCGAACGGGACGACGGCCAGCCAGCGGCUGCAGAAGGAGCGGGUGGAAGCCAUGCAGCGGCAGGCCAGGAGGAUGUGCAAUUUCGACAAGGUCCUGGCCACCAAGAAGAACCUGGACCACGUCAACAAGAUCCUGAAAGCCAAAAAGCUGCAGAGGCAGUCUCGGACAGGCAACAACAUGGUCAAGUGCAAGCGGGGGAGGCCGCGGAAGGUGGAGGAGCCCGGCCCGUGCCAGCCGCCGCCGUCCGCCGCCUCCGCCGCCCCAAUGCCCACCCCCCCGCGCCGGCGCAGGCCGAGCGGUUCGCGCGCGGAGGCGAGCGAGGGCGGGGAGACGCCCGCCCAGACCGACACCAUCAUGGACGUUAUCGAGGCCGUGCUGCAGAGCGUCAACCGGCAGCAGUCGGAGCACAGGAAGGGGGUGAAGCGGAAACGACACUGUGGAGACGGCUCGCCCGAGUUGUGCCCCGAGGCAGCCGCCCCGCCAGAGACCCCGGAGAAGACGGCGGCGCCAGAAAGCUCGCCGCCCCCGCCCCCGCCGCCUCAACCGCCCGCCCAGAGGGAGAAGAAGGCGCCUCGCCCCCCAAAGAAGAAAUAUCAGAAGGCAGGACUCUACUCGGACGUCUACAAGGUUCCCGAUCCCAAGAGCCGCCUGAUCCUGGUGAAGAGGGAGAAGCUGGAGUACAUUCCCGGAGAGCAUGAGUACGGGCUCUUCCCAGCCCCCAUCCACGUCGGCAAGUACUUGAGGCAGAAGCGGAUAGACUUCCAGUUGCCGUACGACAUUCUGUGGCAGUGGAAACACAAUCAGCUCUACAAGAAACCUGACGUCCCACUCUAUAAGAAAAUACGAUCAAACGUGUUUGUCGAUGUUAAGCCUCUCUCCGGCUGCGAGCCCACCACCUGCAACUGCAAGAGGCCAAACAACCCAGCCGACAGGAGCUGCAUGGAGGACUGUCUCAACAGGAUGAUCUUUGCGGAGUGCGGAGCCAGCACGUGCCCGUGCGACGAGUACUGCUGCAACCAGCGCAUCCAGCGGCACGAGUGGGUGCAGUGCCUGGAGCGUUUCCGAGCCGAGGGCAAAGGCUGGGGCAUCCGCACCAAGGAGACGCUGAAGGCCGGCCAGUUCAUCAUCGAGUACCUGGGCGAGGUGGUCAGCGAGCAAGAGUUCCGGAACCGGAUGAUUGAGCAGUACCAGAACCACAACGACCAUUACUGCUUGAACCUGGACAGCGGGAUGGUGAUCGACAGCUACCGCAUGGGCAACGAGGCCCGCUUCAUCAACCAUAGCUGCAGCCCCAACUGUGAGAUGCAGAAGUGGUCGGUCAACGGCGUGUACAGGAUCGGCCUGUUUGCUCUGAAGGACGUGAUCGCCGGGACUGAGCUCACCUACGACUACAACUUCCACGCCUUCAACCUGGAAAAGCAGCAACUGUGCAAGUGCGGGGCGGAGAAGUGCCGCGGCAUCAUCGGCGGGCGCAGCCAGAGGGUGAACGGGCUGCUGAACAAGAACGGCCAGCAGCUCAACGGGCAGAAGAAACCCGGGCGCUUGAAGGAGAAGAGGAAGUCCAAGCACCGGUUAAAGAAGAGG